AUGGAGUUUGUGCGAACGCUGUGGUUCGCCCUGGCGCUGACGCUGGGUCCCGGGCCCGCCGGGGGCCACCCGCAGCCGUGCGGCGUCCUUGCGCGCUUGGGGGGCUCCGUGCGCCUGGGCGUCCUUCUGCCCCGCACGACCACCGCCCGCGCCCGCGCCCGCGCCGCCCUGGCCCGGGCUGCCCUGGCGCCGCGGAUGCCGUACAACCUGAGUCUGGAGCUGGUGGCCGCCGCACCCCCGGCUCGCGAUCCCGCCUCGCUGGCCCGCGGCCUGUGCCAGACGCUGGCGGAGCCGGGCGUGGUGGCGGUGCUCGCCUUCCCCGAGGCGCGGCCCGAGCUGCUGCAGCUGCACUUCCUGGCAGCCGUCACUGAGACCCCCGUGCUCAGCGUGCUCCGGCGGGAGGCGCGCGCGCCGCUUGGCACCCCGAACCCGUUCCACCUACAACUGGACUGGGCCAGCCCCCUAGAGAUGCUGCUUGACGUGCUGGUGUCUGUGCUGCGGGCACAUGCCUGGGAGGACAUUGGCCUGGCCCUCUGCCGUGUGCGGGACCCUGAUGGCCUGGUGGCCCUCUGGACAAGCCGGGCUGGCCGGGCCCCAAAGCUCGUGCUGGACCUGAGCAGGCCGGACAUGCGCAAUAUAGGGUUGCAGGCCCGUCUGGCCCCGCUUGGGGCGCCAGUGGGGGGCUCAGGCCCGGUACCAGCAGCUGUGCUCCUUGGCUGUCAUGUGGCCCCAGCCCAGCAGGUGCUGAAGGCCGUGCCCCCUGGGCCCCGUUGGCUGCUGGGCACACCACUGCCUGCUGAGGCACUGCCCACCGAGGGCCUGCCACCUGGGCUGCUGGCACUGGGCGAGGUGGCUCGACCCCCACUGGAGGCUGCCAUCCACGAUGCGGUAGAGCUGGUGACACAGGCGCUGGGCAGUGCAGCCCGUGUACAGCCGGAGCGCACCCUCCUUCCCACCACAGUCAACUGCAACGACCUGCAGCCAGCUGGGCCCAAGUCCUCCCGCCGCUUCUUGGCACGGUUCCUGGGCAACACAUCCUUCCAGGGCCGCACGGGGCCAGUGUGGGUGACCAGCUCCUCCCAGGUGCACAUGUCCCGGCACUUCCGGGUGUGGAGUCUGCUUCAGGAUCCGCUGGGCACCCCGGCCUGGGCCACGCUGGGCAGCUGGCGGGACGGGAGGCUGGAGCUGGAGCCCAGGGGCGCAGCUGCGCGGCCUCCGCCCCCACUGGGCGUCCAGGCCCGGCCCAAGCUGCGCGUAGUGACGCUGGUGGAGCACCCAUUCGUGUUUGCCCGAGAGCCAGAUGAGGACGGGCAGUGCCCGGCGGGGCAGCUGUGCCUGGCCCCUGGCACCAACGACUCGGCCACCCUGGACGCCCUUUUCGCUGCGCUGGCCAAUGGCUCGGUGCCCCGCGACCUGCGCAAGUGUUGCUAUGGCUACUGCAUAGACCUCCUGGAGCGCCUGGCGGAGGACACGCCCUUUGACUUCGAGCUGUACAUCGUGGGCGAUGGCAAGUACGGCGCCCUGCGGGACGGCCGCUGGACCGGGCUGGUGGGCGACCUGCUGGCUGGCAGGGCACACAUGGCGGUCACCAGCUUCAGCAUCAAUUCGGCGCGCUCGCAGGUAGUGGACUUCAGCAGCCCCUUCUUCUCCACCAGCCUGGGUAUCAUGGUGCGCGCACGUGACACAGCGUCACCUAUUGGCGCCUUUAUGUGGCCGCUGCACUGGUCCAUGUGGCUGGGUGUCUUCGCAGCCCUGCACCUCACCGCGCUCUUCCUCACGCUCUACGAGUGGCGCAGCCCCUACGGCCUCACUCCCCGCGGCCGGAACCGCGGCACUGUCUUCUCUUACUCCUCAGCCCUCAACCUCUGCUACGCCAUCCUGUUUGGACGCACCGUGUCCAGCAAGACACCCAAGUGCCCCACGGGGCGUCUGCUCAUGAACCUGUGGGCCAUCUUCUGCCUGCUCGUGCUGUCCAGCUACACAGCCAACUUGGCCGCCGUCAUGGUGGGGGACAAGACUUUCGAGGAGCUGUCGGGGAUCCACGAUCCCAAGCUGCACCACCCGUCCCAAGGCUUCCGCUUCGGCACCGUGUGGGAGAGCAGUGCGGAGGCCUACAUCAAAAAGAGCUUCCCAGAGAUGCACGCGCACAUGCGGCGCCACAGUGCGCCCACCACGCCCCACGGCGUCGCCAUGCUCACGAGCGACCCUCCCAAACUCAACGCCUUCAUCAUGGACAAGUCGCUCCUGGACUACGAGGUCUCCAUUGACGCCGACUGCAAAUUGCUGACGGUGGGCAAACCCUUCGCCAUCGAAGGCUACGGCAUUGGACUCCCGCAGAACUCACCACUCACAUCCAACCUGUCCGAGUUCAUCAGCCGCUACAAGUCGUCCGGUUUCAUCGACGUGCUGCAUGACAAGUGGUACAAGAUGGUGCCUUGUGGGAAGCGGGUGUUCGCCGUCACAGAGACCCUCCAGAUGGGCAUCUACCAUUUCUCGGGUCUCUUUGUGCUGCUCUGCCUGGGCCUAGGCAGCGCACUGCUCAGCUUGCUGGGCGAGCAUGUCUUCUACCGCCUGGCGCUGCCACGCAUCCGAAGGGGCAACAGACUGCAGUAUUGGCUGCACACCAGCCAGAGAAUACACCGCGCCCUCAACUCGGAGCCACCGGACGGGCCGGAACGGAGGGGUCCGGAGGAGCAGCAGCAGGACAUGCCAGUCACCCCCGAGGGCACGGGGGAAUGGACACGGGUACGCCGGGCCGUAGUGAAGCAGCGUCGCGUGCGCUUCCUGCUGGAGCCAGCCCUGGCCGCUGCGGGCAAGGAUGCGGAGGGGGCCGGGCCGGCCGAAGGCCCCGUUUGGCUCUGCUCUGAUGGCUGGCCCCCCGCCGCGCUGCCCACGGGCGCCCCUCGCCCCGGCGAGCUGAAGGAGCUGGAAGAGCACAUCGCAGGCGCACGGAAGCGGCUGCGCCAGGCGCUGCUGCGACGCGAGAAGCUCCUGACCCAACUCCGGGGCGGCGCCCGCGACCGACCGCUUCGCCUGCUCCAGGCCUACGCGGAAGCGCCUGGGACCGCCCCGUGACGCCUCCACCUGCAGAGCGGGUGGGAGGUGGUGACGCCCCAACCCGCCCCGCCCACGGACUGACCCCCGCACCCGGAGCCUGCGCAGAGUCCCAGUCUUCGGCGCACGCGCAAACGCUGGCCGGGCGCUGUCAAGUUUAUUCUAUAUACAAACACAAUUUCGUACACUGCAAUUAAACAGAACGGAAUGAGC
Rhinolophus ferrumequinum (greater horseshoe bat) is the source of this 3267-nucleotide messenger RNA. RefSeq names its product glutamate ionotropic receptor NMDA type subunit 3B (gene GRIN3B). Gene Ontology annotation, molecular function: transmitter-gated monoatomic ion channel activity involved in regulation of postsynaptic membrane potential; NMDA glutamate receptor activity. The transcript is spliced from 9 exons. Bases 1 to 3075 code for a protein of 1024 amino acids. Gene Ontology annotation, biological process: monoatomic ion transport; modulation of chemical synaptic transmission; synaptic transmission, glutamatergic. Lineage: Eukaryota; Metazoa; Chordata; Mammalia; Chiroptera; Rhinolophidae. Gene Ontology annotation, cellular component: postsynaptic membrane; plasma membrane. The record is from RefSeq and is a predicted model, not a curated record.